GACACAGCGUCUGUCAACAUGAGUGGGCACUGCUGGGCAGGGAAGCAGCUGGGUGAACGUGAACCGUGACCUGUGAAUAUUGAAAUCAUUUAUUUUUAAUACAGACGAGUUGUUUUUAAACAGGCGUUAAAGUCACGAGCGACCGGUGCUCGCGCUGUUCCCACCACCUGAGAGAAACUACAGGUGUGCUAUGCUAGCGUUAGCUUAAAGCCACUGAGGAGUUAGCUUGGGGGCUAGCUAGGUGGGUGAUGAUAGCAUCUCAGCCGCUGCAUCUUUUUUCCUCUCCCCCACUAUGGACGUCUGACUGUCGGUGAAAUUAGACGUCUCACUGACUGACCCGCGCUGUACGACACACCUAACAUAAGUUUGAAGUGUGUGUUUGACGCAGGUUUCGCUGGUGUUGUGUUGUUAACGUACUAAUGUUAGCUCGCAGAUUCCAGGUCGAGACAGAAAGGUUUCACUGCUCCUUCUGAAGCAGCUAAUGAUGUUUCAUGUUGCUGCUGGAUUUCAAAGUGUGUGAACGAAUCAAAUCAUAGCUACGUAGUGCGUUAUUGUAACUUCUAGCUAGUACGACUUUACUUCUCUCAUGACAGAAACAGCUAUGGCUGUAUGGAUGCUUGAAGCAGGAGAAUGAGUGCGAGUGGGGAAAGAGGAUGCCACCAUCUUUCAUCGAAGACUGUCCAGUUUAACAGAUCCAUUAGCUGACCAACAACUGCUGGAGAGGACUGGGAAACGCGUAGAGUCUGUGUGAGAAGCCACCGCUGUCGACUUUAUUAGUUAGUCUCGUCCAGCCCUUCUGUCCCAUGGAUACUGUUAGUGGUGUCAACAUGCUGUCCCAGCUCGGAGACGUGGCACUGGCAGGUCCCGGGGGAGCAGGGCUGCCCGCUGUGUCCCUAACCAACACGUCGGUGUCCUCCAGCCCGACGCCAGGCACUGAUAACCGAGGGUGUGAGAACGGCGCCUUGAUGGACUCGUUUGGGAUUUUUCUGCAAGGACUUCUCGCUGUGGUGGCGUUCAGCACGCUGAUGUUGAAACGCUUCAGGGAGCCAAAACAUGAGAGGAGACCCUGGAGGAUCUGGUUCCUGGACACCUCAAAACAGGCCAUUGGGAUGCUGUUUAUCCACUUUGCUAAUGUCUAUUUGUCAGACCUCACAGAGGAGGAUCCCUGCUCACUAUACCUCAUUAACUUCCUGUUGGAUGCUUCUCUGGGCAUGUUGCUGAUCUAUGCUGGGGUGAGAGCCGUCAGUGCUAUUGUAGAGUGGAGGCAGUGGGACUCCCUGCGUUUUGGAGAAUACGGAGAGCCAGUGCAGUGCACAGCAUGGUUGGGCCAGUGUAUCCUCUACAUCCUCAUUAUGAUGUUUGAAAAAGUCCUCAUCAUGCUGGUCCUCCUCAUUCCCCAGUGGAAGAAGUUGUGUAUGUCGCAGCUGGCUCUCCUCAACCCCAUAGAGAAUCCCGACCUGGAACUGGCCAUCGUCAUGCUCAUCGUUCCGUUCUUCGUCAACGCCCUCAUGUUCUGGGUGGUGGAUAAUUUCCUAAUGAAGAAGCACAAGACAAAAGCAAAGCUGGAGGAGAGAGAGGAGGACUCACGGGGGAACAGCAAGGUGCGCUACAGAAGAGCCCUGUCCCAUGAUGACUCAGAGUCAGAGAUCCUUUUCUCAGCAGACGAUGAAAUGGAUGAGUCGGAUGAGGAUGACGUUCGACGGCUCACUGGCCUGAAAACGGUGAAGAAGAAGAAGCUUCGCAUGGGGAUCCCUGUUUGACCUGCGUGCCUAGCUAAACUGCUACGAUCAAAUUUCCUCCGGUAGCUGUUCACCUCACGGGCUCACAUAUACUUUCCCAAUACCUCCACAGAUUCUGUAUCAGCCUUAGGAGCUGACACCAUCCAUUAUAGGACGCCCUUUGAUGACAGAAGAAUAUACUGUAAUUGAAUUCCCUUUAUUGUUGACUUCUGGAGGACUUCUGCGUAAGCUGUCUAACCUGGGAUUUCAAUUAACACACUGGGAGAUGUUGCUUCGAUUGGCCAGGUACUUCGGAUCACUGUUGCAUUUCGACAUGACACUCCUGGGGCGAGUGUUGUGUUUAAAGACACUGUUUGGGAAAAAGAAUCCCACCAUAAACAUACAUAAUAUUGUUAAAUACUUUAUGCACGUAUAUUAGGAAAACAUUAACACUGGGUUAAUACUGUUUGGACUUCUGUGGCAGCUUGUAUGGGUGCAGUGGGACAAAUCUAAAUGGCCACAACAGAACCAAACAUCAUGCAGACAGAACGGUUAAAGGGGUUGGGUGCAUUUGAUAGUCUAAUAUGUGCUCUAAAGUGAUUGUAUUCCUGAUGUAGAUUACAUGUACAUUUUGUCCUUUGUUUUCUCUUGUAGAUGUACCACCAUUGGCCUGUGGUGUGUGUGUGUGUGUGUGUGUGUGUGUGUGUGUGUGUGUUUGCACAUGUGUGUAUGUGAGGGCGUGUACAGUUGGACACACCUCAAAUUUAGAGGAGCAUUACGUCAGAGUGUUUGAAUCACUGUGUUGAUGCAACUCUUAACACUUUCCAGCAGAGUUACACACUUUAUUACUGCAUAUCUUGUAUGUAAUGUUACUCGUGUCAAAGGGAACAAAGUUACGCCUGCAGCAACCUUCCAUUUUUAUCCUCUGACAGAGUCCUUUCAACUGUUAAACCUGUAGGACUGCAAGCAUAACACUGCAGCAUCCUUCUAAUAUCAGCUCAGCCGGUGUUGUCUGUCUGUAGACACAAGACCGCAGUCUCAGUUUGUCUGUGACAGUUACUGAUGUGUUCUGACUGUGUGUUCUUUGUCUUUUGAGUGUCUUUUGUGUCAUUUUAACUUGUUUUAUAUAGGAUUUGAGUGUUAUUUUCGGGCCAAAUAGGUGACUAUGCUUGUUCCAAAAGUGUUCUUUAUUCCUUCACUCCAACGGGGAGAGUAGAUAUGGGAACCAUUUCUUGCACAAUUUCCCAUUUAUCACAACUUUCAUCUUUCCUUUUAUAUUUGUGUUUUUUUUGGUGUUUUGUUACGAUAAUGUGCCUGAGUGAAAUUACCAGCAGCAGGUAUUUUGUUUGUUUUUUGUUUGUUUGAUUUACCUUUUUUUGACAGUUUUUUUCCAGAGCUCCAGAUUCAGGCAUGAAGCAGCAUUCAGCAGGCUCUGAUGUUAAGAAUGUGACAUGCAUAGACCUCUAAACUGUUAAGUGACUGUGGGCCAGACAGUCAGGAGAAAGUGUGAGAGUGUGUGAGAGUGUGUGAGAGUGUGUGAGAAUGUGUGAGAGUGUGUGAGAGUGUGUGGGAGGGUGUGGGAGGGUGUGGGAGGGUGUGUGUUGGUGUGCCAGUAUACCUGUAUGUAGCGGCGUGUUGCGUGCUCUGAGUGCAUGUGCUCCAAGUGUGCACAGUCGGUAUGACUGCUGGUCCUCUUUAAAGUAAAUGGAGAGUGGCACAAACUGUGACUGUGAUGACUAUGGUAAUGGUGAUUAUUUCAUUAUGAUGUUUUUGGCAUGUUGGCAAGGAAUAAAUGACUGUGCAUUUCAAAAGAGGAAAGUACAGCAUCUCGCAACAGUUAAGGUAACUCUCAGCUCAACCAGGACAAAGAGGGCUCUUAGUAUUAGUAUUUUGCAAAGUGAAACUACUACAGGAUUUAAAAGGCGAAUGAUGGAGGUAAAUUAUCAUUACAAAUGCUUUUACAAUAAAGGAUGAGAUACACUA
Dicentrarchus labrax (European seabass) is the source of this 3701-nucleotide messenger RNA. RefSeq names its product STIM activating enhance (gene stimate). The record is from RefSeq and is a predicted model, not a curated record. Gene Ontology annotation, cellular component: cortical endoplasmic reticulum; membrane. Bases 804 to 1760 code for a protein of 318 amino acids. Lineage: Eukaryota; Metazoa; Chordata; Actinopteri; Moronidae. Gene Ontology annotation, molecular function: calcium channel regulator activity. The transcript has 8 exons. Gene Ontology annotation, biological process: activation of store-operated calcium channel activity.